Anas platyrhynchos (mallard) is the source of this 4008-nucleotide messenger RNA. RefSeq names its product platelet and endothelial cell adhesion molecule 1 (gene PECAM1). NCBI's taxonomy places the organism in Eukaryota, Metazoa, Chordata, Aves, Anseriformes, Anatidae. Gene Ontology annotation, cellular component: external side of plasma membrane. Gene Ontology annotation, molecular function: transmembrane signaling receptor activity. The record is from RefSeq and is a predicted model, not a curated record. Gene Ontology annotation, biological process: cell surface receptor signaling pathway; immune response.
UGGCGCCCUCAGGAAAAGUCCAGUCACUUCCUGAACAGUAAUCUGCCUGGGAGCAGCAGAUAGAUUCUCAUUGUUUGCCAUUUCCAGUUUCCAGUAAUGGGAACGAUUACUUGAUCUGGCCAGUUUCAGUUGAAGAUUUGCAAAAAUGUACAAAUUUUAAUGGCAGAAUUUUAUUAGUUUCCAUAAAACAAUUUUUUUUUUUUUUUUUAAAAAAAAAGAAACUGAUUUGAGGACCUGGUAGCAAAUUACCUCUGAUGAUGAAUAUUGUUUUAUUUUGUAAUUAAGUGUCUGUUCUUCAGGAACGAGAUGCAUCUUGCUCUUCUGGUGAUUUUCUUGCAGUGUUCAGGAGUUUACACUCAGGAAAGAGUUUUUACCUUCAACAGUGUUGAAAUCAGGGCUGAGCCAUCUGCCAAAGUGAAGAAUGGAGAUCCUAUGUCAAUUAUAUGCCAUGCUGAUAUUAGCAAAAGUGCCAAUUUCCACCUACAGCAUAAUAUUACAAUUUUUAAGGAUGGCAAGCUUGUAUAUAUGAUUGUAUCAGACGAAGAAGUUGCACGAUAUGAAGUACCUAUCGCUAGAUCUGCAGAUACAGGAGAAUAUGAAUGUACUGUGAAAGCAGAUGGAAAGACAAAAUCUAGUAAAUCGUUACAUGUUUGGGUAACAGGAAUGACCAAACCAAUCCUGACUGCUGAGAAAAGAGAAGUUUUAGAGGGUGAAGUUGUAAAAUUACGUUGUGAGCUGCCAGAAGAAGUACCUCCUUUACAUUUUCUUUUCCGGAAGACAAAGACAAAUUCAACUCCUAAAGAAAAACUUGUAUUUGAGGCAUACAGGAAUUUUUCUACAGUGGAAUUUUCUGUUGAAGAGGGGGAUAAUAUUUUGUACUUUGACUGUUUUGGUAGGAGAUUUGUGAAAUAUAUAAACUCUGAACUUGAAAGUUCAGAACCCAGCAACAGAACACUUGUUACUGUCAAGGAACCAUUUAUAAAGCCUUCUCUGAUCAUCAAGUCCACAAGUAAUAUUACAGAAGGAGACAGAAUAGAGUUUGAAUGCUCAACUGUAGUAGCUCGAAUGCGUGACAUUGAAAUCAUACUUCAGAAAAACAAAACAAUACUGAAUAGUGUACGAGAUGAGAAACUUUUGAAAUAUUCUGCAGUUGCUACUCUAGAGGACAGUGGUGAAUACCUGUGUAAGGUGGAGCAAGGGAGAGCAUCUAAAACCACCAAACUCAAUGUUGUUGUGGCAGAGUUAUUCCCCAAGCCAAUAUUGUCUGCUUCUCUGAGCAAGCUUGAUGAAAAUAAAGAAUUAACUUUGAGUUGCAGCAUUAGUGGUUUUCGAAAAGCUAACUUCUCUAUAUUACGGAGAAAUUCAAAUGGAGACAUCUUGUUGAAAAAUUCUAGAAACCUAACAAUGAGAGUUAAUGUGAAUGAUACUGGAUCCUAUAUCUGUAAGGCUGAAGUAAAAGGAAUUGUCAAGGAGAGCAAACCUGUAAGGAUAAGUGUUUAUGCUCCGGUCUCCAAGCCAACUCUUUCUGUUGUCAGUGGUUUACCGGAGGUGGUGCUGGGGAAACCUCUACAGUUGAUCUGUCGUUUAAUGAUGGGAACACCGCCAAUAACAUUCACAUUCUACAAAGGAAAUGAAGUUAAGAAAGUGGUAAUUAAUGACACAUAUGCUACAUUCUUGGAUGAAAAUAUUAGACAAAAUGACAAAAGAGGAUACAAAUGUGAAGCUAGAAAUAAUCACUCUAGCGGCGUGAAAACUAGCAAUAUUCUCAACAUCACAGUAAUAGUACCAAUCAGGAAUGCCAGCUUGGGCAGUAUUCCAUAUGGGGAUGUGGAAGAUGGCAGUGGGACUGCUUUUCUCUGCUCUGUCAAAGAAGGAUCUUGGCCAAUCCACUUCAAGAUUUUUAAAAAAUCUGAUCACGAUACUCUUUUAUAUGAAAAAACCGAAAGCACAGACAGAAUCGUGUGGCACAAGGAAACAAUGAGCAGGCAGGAUACAGGGACAUAUUACUGCAUGGUUUCUAAUCGAGCUAAGGUGAAUGUGAAAAGCCAUCCAAUAACCAUCAAUGUCAUCUUAGCGUCUUGGCAGAAAGGAGUCAUUGCUGCAUUUGUCCUCAUACUUAUCGUAGGAGCAAUAACUCUCACUGUAUGGUGGUUUUUAUGUAAGAAGAAAAAGGCUAAAGAAUCAUCCAUGGAGAUGUCUCGAUCUGCCUUGGCUACAAACUCAACAAAUGAAAAACUGGCAAGACAGCACAAUGAUGGAGACUACUAUUCUGGAUCAGGUUACAUUGAAGAUGGUGAAAAUCACAUGAAAUCAACAGAUGAAAAUAAAGGACCUGACCUUGAGAGUGCUGAGGUGGAGUACACUGAAGUUGAAGUAUCAACGCUUGAUCCUCACAGAGCUCCUGUACAGAAGGGGACUGAAACAGUUUAUAGUGAAAUCAGAAAAGCUAAUAAUGAUUCUAUGGAAAACAGGCAUUCUAGAAUACAAGGGCAUCCUGAUGCUACCUAGAGUACUCAUCUCAAACAUCAUCUGGGAGAAGAAAACAAGCCGAGAUGGAAGAUGUUGCAACUGUUUCAAAAGCUCUGCAGCACUUACUUAUGAGUUUGCCAGGCUCUUCUUUCCAAAGUUUAUUUCCUCAAGGGGAACAAAAGAGAUAUUCCUAAAGCAUUUAAUGGAAAAAAAUGCAAAAAAAAUUCUCAUAGGAAAGUGGCUCAGGAAACCACUGACCUGGGUUCCCAUCUUUAAUUUCCCCUGCUAAUGAAAUUUUGUCUUUCUAGCCUCCCAAUUCAUCAUGCUCUGAGGAAAUAAAAGGGGAAACUAUGGCUGAGAAAGUACAUUUCUGCAGUGCAGUAACUACUGUGAUGCUAAUAGAAUGUAGAAAUAUCUAAGCUUGCUUUAAUCUAGCUAACUUGGUAAUCAGUAACACUCUACUGUGGCAGAACAGAGCUCAGCACAGCCUGCCCAGCCAUGUAUGUACUUCGAUGUGAUCUUGCAUCUUGCGCUGAACUCCCUGUGCUGCAGCAGCUGGACUGCUACCAGUCUUGGAGCCAGCUAAUUUAUAGCUCAUUUGGAUGCUACGCUGCAAUUAGGGCCUAACAGAAGAGUGAGCUCUGGGCUCUCUAAAAACUUGAAUAACUGUUCAGAGAUUCAGUACUUUACCAAGUGCUUCUCUCAGUAGAGACACAAAUAUUCUUUAUUCUUUGCUAAACUGCUUUUUCCUUCUAAAAGUUCUGAUGUUGUUGGUUAGUUUGCUAUGAUGGUUCUUCAAGGAAUGAUUGCUAAUCAUGCUUAUUUUGGAUGAUGCAAAAUAAACAUCUUGAGUGGGUGGAUACUACACCGAGGUCGGUGAGUUUGUAUCUGAAAAAACAGUUAUGUAUAAUGCUUAUUCCUGGGAUUUUAGGAGAGAUCUAAAGUUAUACUUGUGCCCAGCUUGUCCACUACGGAACUCCAUACCUAUUCCUCUUCUCUAUAGUAUGAUAAAUGAUUAUCAUGGAUCCAGUUCUGGACCUGGAUCUAAUCUCUGAAGCCCACGUUUUUUUCAGUUGCAUUAGUUUAACAGAAAAACAAAAAGUACCGUCCUUUAACAUCCUUUAAGAAGCUGGUCUCUGACACUGCAAUUGCUCUCCUUUUCUUACUGCAGAUUAAAUUACUACAAGAUCUGGGCCACAGGUAAGAAGGUUCUCAUUUUAAUUAGAAAGAGAAGACAUGGAUGUGUAUAUACAUAUAUAGUUACUGCUUAAAGCAUUGCAUCAAAGGCACAAAAUCAGCAAGAAAUACAAAAAGGUUUUAUAUCUUCAUUCCAAACUUUUAAAUUUUCAAGCUCAAGUUACUGGCUAGUAUUUCUAAUUUAUUGUUCCCCAUGCAAAUGUUUUUUGUAUCAUAAGCCUUUCACAAAUGACUGAAUUCUGAUGAAAGAUGUUCAUUCUAGCAUCCCACAAGUGUCCAUACAAGUCUGUUACUAUAGGGAAUGUGAAAAGGUGUUCUAAUAAAAAAAACUCUGAACUGAAC